Cokeromyces recurvatus is the source of this 186-nucleotide messenger RNA. RefSeq lists its product as uncharacterized. The annotation marks the transcript as partial. NCBI's taxonomy places the organism in Eukaryota, Fungi, Mucoromycota, Mucoromycetes, Mucorales, Mucoraceae. The transcript has a single exon. The record is from RefSeq and is a predicted model, not a curated record.
AUCAGUAGAGAACAAGCAAUCUGUAUGUUUUACUGUCAGCCCUAUAAUGAAUCAAAUAUCUCUAAACUUUCCAAGUUAAUUGAUAACGUGGAGAAUAUUGAAAUCUGCUAUUCCUAUGACCCCACUGAGCCAAUGCUUAUUUCUCUCAAAACCCUUCACACUAAGUCCUUCAAAUACCAUCAAUAU